Molecule: messenger RNA, 1479 nt
Organism: Colletotrichum phormii
Lineage: Eukaryota; Fungi; Ascomycota; Sordariomycetes; Glomerellales; Glomerellaceae
Exons: 10
Coding region: 1-1479 (492 amino acids)
Source: RefSeq, a predicted model, not a curated record
AUGUGGACUUCGGUCAACGAGGUCUUGGAGUACGCCAGGGCCAUAUCCACGCCCAAUAAGGUCGGGCACGCCGUACUAUUCGAGGUCCAGCGGAAGGAAGCACAUAUUAAGCCUACGAAGCCGUUUAAUAACCGCAUUAAGGAGGACACUUGGGCCGUGGUGGAAGGGGACUCCAACACUACGUCGGAUACGCUCCGGCCGGCAGCACUCAAAAUACUCAUUAGCAUACUAGACCACCAGCUUAAGAGAGGGCAGUACGAGAACGCGAUAGCAUAUACGCAAAGUCAAUACGAUGUCGCUCGUCAGGCCGCUACGACGGACGAGGGGGCGGCCGAUGAUGGCAUAGAGAGUCUCUUUGUCUACGUCCGUCGCAUGGUACAGAGGUUCAUAACGCGUACGCCCGGGGCCCCCCAAGCCGAGCCAACACCGAUGGAUUGGAUUCUCGAGACGCGGACACGGCGUAAUCGACUAGACCAGUUAUCGGACAUGCUCCACGGCGUCGUCAACGAGGCCAGGCUACUAUUAGCACAGCUCACGAUAGUCACAGGCGGGGACGAGCAGGGCGACGCAGUGUCGGACAGCAGCCAGGCGAGGAGCUGUCUAGACGAAGCGCUGCCGCGUAUUCACUGGCCGUCGAUCGAGGACGACCAUAGCGAGACCCGAGAGGGUUACUCGUUUCUAUACGACGACCGCAACGCGUGGCUAAGGGAAGGGGACGGGUGGGUGUUCCGGCGUAUCGUGGGGUCCCAACCGCGGCGGCGGGGCCAGCCGGGACGGGCAACGGAGAUAGGUAGCUUACGGGUAGCUAAUAUGGUAAACGGCGGGGAAGCAGAAGGCAUCACGAAGCAGGCCCACCACUAUAGCGCUUUCUUAUGGGCCGACGAGGUCACACAGAAGAGGAGCGGCGGAGGAGCGGCGACGGUAACCAGCGUAGAUAUCGACAACGCGGGCGACACUGCCGAGGACGGGGACAAGGGUAGGGCGGCCAGCCGGCUACUCGGUAACAAGCUGAACGUGAGUAUGUGGCGGCAUAUUGCUAUCGCUAUCGCCAACCGAUUCUUACACGAGGCGUUCGGGCGGUGGGAUCUAGGGAAGAAGGGAGACGACGAGGACGAAGACGAGCUCGGUGAUAGCCCCGGGGUAGCGGCUAAGCAGCAGCAGUUUCGUAAGGUCAGCUCGCAGUGGCAUCGGUUCUUGGGGUUUGGGGACGAGGACCGGGCGAGCGACGGUUACCGCAGCGGCUCGAAGCGAAAGGUAGAGCUCUACGACGGCGUCCGUCUCGAGGCCCGGCUACGGCGGUUCGCACGGCUACAGCAGGCGGACAUGGCCGGCCGGCUACGGCAGAUGACGGGGGACGACGCAGCGACGUUCCGCGGGAACCAGGCGAAGGUAGUCGGGGCUAUCGUCAACGGGCAUAGCCCGAUCAUCCAGGUAAUGGGCACGGGCAGCGGCCGUAUCCAUUAUCUUCGUUACGCCUAA